AUGGAUGAAAUAUCUGAGGGAAAUCAAACUACUACAAUCACAGAGUUCAUUUUUGUGGGAUUAACAGAUAGCCCUGUGCUACUGCUCAUUCUUUUUGUGAUGUUCCUCGUCAUCUACAUCACCAGCUUUCUGGGAAACUUUGCAAUGAUUAUAUUAAUCUGGGCCAGUUCCCAGCUCCACACCCCAAUGUAUUUCUUCCUCGGCAACUUAUCUUUCUUGGAUAUGUGCUAUUCCUCAGUAAUAGCCCCCCAAACUCUUGCCAACUCCAUUUCAGAGAAAAAAUCAAUUUCAGUGGCUGGAUGUGCAACACAAAUGUACUUUUUCAUAGCUUUGGGGACCACAGAGUGCUGUCUCCUGGCUGUGAUGGCAUAUGACCGAUACGUGGCUAUUUGUAACCCCCUGUUGUAUCCAGUCCUCAUGUCUCCUAGCAUCUGCAUCCCUUUGGUGGUUGGGUCAUACAUACUUGGUUUUUUCCAUUCUCUUGUUCACACCAUCUUCACAUUUAGACUGUCGUUCUGUGGGUCUAAUGAGAUCAAUCAUUUCUACUGUGACAUCACACCGCUGUUGUCCAUCUCCUGUUCCAACACAUAUGUCAGUGAAAUUCUUUUAUUCAGCCUUGUGGGAGUCAUUGAAAUCAUCACUAUUCUGACAGUUGUGGUCUCUUAUUCUUACAUCCUUGCCACCAUCCUGGGAAUCCGCUCAGCUCAUGGGAGGCACAAAGCUUUUUCCACCUGUGCCUCCCAUUUUACAGGUGUCACCAUUUACCAUGGGACAAUCCUCUUCAUGUAUUUGCGACCCACCUCUAGCUACUCCUUGGAUACUGAUAAAAUCCUUGCAGUGUUCUAUACCCUGGUGAUCCCUUUGCUGAACCCAUUGAUAUAUAGCCUGAGGAACCAAGAUGUGAAGGAUGCUUUCAGGAGAAGAAUUAAGAGGAAGAAGAUCAAAGUGAUUUGGGUGAAUUGGCUUGCUGGCUAA
This is a messenger RNA of Elgaria multicarinata webbii, 975 nucleotides long. Its product is annotated as olfactory receptor 5AR1-like. Gene Ontology annotation, biological process: sensory perception of smell; G protein-coupled receptor signaling pathway. Gene Ontology annotation, cellular component: membrane. NCBI's taxonomy places the organism in Eukaryota, Metazoa, Chordata, Lepidosauria, Squamata, Anguidae. The record is from RefSeq and is a predicted model, not a curated record. Bases 1 to 975 code for a protein of 324 amino acids. Gene Ontology annotation, molecular function: G protein-coupled receptor activity; olfactory receptor activity; odorant binding. The transcript has 2 exons.